This is a messenger RNA of Neoarthrinium moseri, 1734 nucleotides long. RefSeq lists its product as uncharacterized. The transcript is spliced from 2 exons. Gene Ontology annotation, molecular function: water channel activity. Gene Ontology annotation, biological process: transmembrane transport. The record is from RefSeq and is a predicted model, not a curated record. Gene Ontology annotation, cellular component: plasma membrane. Bases 1 to 1734 code for a protein of 577 amino acids. Lineage: Eukaryota; Fungi; Ascomycota; Sordariomycetes; Amphisphaeriales; Apiosporaceae.
AUGGUGGGUGUUAAUCGAGACAACCAAGGCUACGAGCCACUCCGACACAUCGAUAUCCCACCUCUAGUACCAACACCUCUCAAGAAAGUAAGGAGCAGCAAUAACACGCAAGACGCCAUGCAGCCGCCAAUGGAACGCCCAGCCCUUGGAACACCUUCGGCAGUCACAAAGGUCACUACACCAACGGCUGGAGUUCGGAAUCCUCUCUAUGCAUCCUCUCUCGAGGAAAGAGAAAUACAUGACCGCAGGUCGUUGGACAACAGGACACCAAUGUCCAGGAAACCUGUUCCGGCUCGGCGAACGAACAGCAUGAACACAACGCAUACGCAACACACCCAUCUCGCGCCAGCCGAUGACUCGGAUGAGACAGAUAGGGAACCAAGCGGGUCAUACUUUGACAAUGCACCCCAACAGCAGCAGUUUCUCGCCAACCGGGGUAGACCACUUUCAUUCUAUGACAUGAAAGAGCAGACCAAGAUGGCGAAACAGUCGGCAAUGAAUCCGCACCGGCACUCCUGGCGCAGCGGAGAGAUGCCAUACAACUAUGCCGACAUUAUUGGAGAUAACCGAUUCAACUAUGCGCCGCCAAAUAUGGGCCGGCAGCAACCACGCACCAACCCGAAAGUGGAAGACUUCUCCCAAAUGAGAUUGCCCUGGACGAUGUGGAUGCACAGUGAAGUCAAGAACCUCUUUGUGGCAGCCAUGGGCGAAUGGGUUGGCACGACCAUGUUCUUGUUCUUUGCGUUCGCCGGCACGCAAGUUGCGAACGCCGGUUCCAAGACACCCGCUGAGGCAACGACGACCAAUGCAACAACUGGUUUCGACCCUGUCGUUAUGCUCUAUAUUUCUGUCUCGUUCGGGUUCAGUCUCAUGGUCAAUGUCUGGAUCUUCUUCCGUAUCUCCGGUGGACUGUUCAACCCUGCCGUCACACUAGCACUGUGGGCUACCCGUGCCAUUGAUGCGAAGAGAGGUGUAAUUCUUUUCAUAUCUCAGAUCGUAGGCAGUAUUACCGCUUCAGCCUUGGUCCUGGCCAUCUUCCCUACGCCACUCAAUGUCCGCACCACACUAAGCGAAGGCACGUCCUUGGCACAGGGUGUCUUCAUUGAGGCAUUCAUGACGGCUGAACUGGUCUUCACAAUCCUCAUGCUGGCCAAGGAAAAACACAGAUCCACUUUUAUUGCUCCCGUCGGUAUAGGCUUGGCUCUUUUCGUCGCCGAGCUCGUUGGAGUAUACUAUACGGGUGGCUCGUUGAAUCCAGCUCGCAGUUUCGGCCCUUGCGUGGUUACCGGCGCCUUCGAUGCUGAGCAUUGGAUCUACUGGGUUGGUCCUCUUGUGGGUUGCAUCUUCGCCAUUGCCUUCUACAAGUUCAUCAAAACCCUCGAAUAUGAGAUGGCAAAUCCCGGCCAGGACGGCGAUGAACUGAACGACCCGACCAAGAACCCUAACCACGAGCUGCGAGAGAAGCAGCGCGAGGUGACUACACGCAUUCUCGCCUCUUUGGGAUUCCAGAACCCUGGCGUUGCUGCAGACCCUAGCCGCCAGGCUGAAGAGGGCGGCUACUACAGCGCGUCUUCGGUUCCUGACGAUAGUGACCAAGAGAGGCGUGCUGGUUAUCCGGCAGCCAACAACCCAGCACUGGCUCUCUCGACUGUUGCGUCGAUGAGUGACCACAGUUCCCCUAGGACUGGUUAUCCCGUCAGCUCAGGGAGAACAUCCAUGCAAGACACCCGGUAG